Messenger RNA from Dipodomys spectabilis (banner-tailed kangaroo rat), 2342 nucleotides. RefSeq names its product apoptosis inducing factor mitochondria associated 3 (gene Aifm3). Bases 159 to 1955 code for a protein of 598 amino acids. Gene Ontology annotation, biological process: execution phase of apoptosis. The record is from RefSeq and is a predicted model, not a curated record. Lineage: Eukaryota; Metazoa; Chordata; Mammalia; Rodentia; Heteromyidae. Gene Ontology annotation, cellular component: cytoplasm; mitochondrion. The transcript is spliced from 19 exons. Gene Ontology annotation, molecular function: 2 iron, 2 sulfur cluster binding; oxidoreductase activity, acting on NAD(P)H; flavin adenine dinucleotide binding.
CCCCUACAGGUCCUUGAGGCAGCUCCGGCUGGGAUGGCUUCUCCAGCAUCUCUAAGGGCUGAAAGGAGCCCAGCUCCGUGGGAGGCACCCUAGGCCUCUGAGAAGGACUUCCCAGCCAUCCGUGCUCCUGCCGCCCUCCAGUCUUCAGGCCACUCGCCAUGGGUGGCUGCUUCUCCAAGCCCAAGCCAGUGGAGCUCAAGAUUGAAGUGGUGCUGCCUGAGAAGGAGCGAGGCAAAGAGGAGCUGUCAGCAGGAGGGAAGGGCAGCCCCCGGGCCUACCAGGGCAACGGCACUGCCCGCCACUUCCACACAGAGGAGCGUCUGCCUGCCCCACACCCCUACCCUGGUCCUCAGGACUGCGUGGAGGCUGCCGUCUGUCAUGUCAAGGAUCUGGAGAAUGGCCAGAUGCGGGAAGUGGAGCUGGGCUGGGGGAAGGUGCUGCUAGUGAAAGACAAUGGAGAAUACCACGCCCUAGGCCACAAGUGUCCACACUAUGGUGCACCCCUGGUUAAAGGCGUGCUAUCCCGGGGCCGGGUGCGCUGCCCUUGGCAUGGUGCCUGCUUCAACAUAAAUACUGGAGACCUGGAAGACUUCCCAGGCCUGGACAGUCUGCACAAGUUCCAGGUGAAGAUUGAGAAGGAGAAGGUGUACAUUCGGGCCAGCAAGCAGGCCCUGCAGCUGCAGCGAAGGACCAAGGUGAUGGCCAAGUGCAUCUCUCCAAGUGCUGGGCAUAGCGGGAGUACCAACGUGCUCAUUGUGGGUGCAGGUGCUGCUGGCCUGGUGUGUGCAGAGACACUGCGGCAGGAGGGCUUCUCAGACCGGAUCGUCCUGUGCACGCUAGACCGGCACCUCCCCUAUGACCGCCCCAAACUCAGCAAGUCCCUGGAUGCACAGCCUGAGCAGCUGGCCCUGAGGCCCAAAGAGUUCUUCCGGGCCUAUGGCAUCGAGGUGCUCACUGAAGCCCAGGUGGUCACUGUAGACGUGAGAAACAAGAAAGUUGUGUUUAAGGAUGGUUUCAAGCUGGAGUACAGCAAGCUGCUGCUGGCACCAGGGAGCAGCCCUAAAAGCUUGAGCUGCAAAGGCAAAGAGGUAGAGAAUGUGUUCACCAUCCGGACGCCUGAGGAUGCCAAUCGUGUGGUGAGGCUGGCCCGGGGCCGAAAUGCUGUUGUUGUGGGAGCUGGCUUCCUAGGGAUGGAGGUGGCCGCCUACCUAACAGAGAAGGCCCAUUCUGUGUCCGUGGUGGAGCUGGAGGAGACACCUUUCCGGAAAUUCCUGGGGACCAGGGUUGGUCGUGCCCUAAUGAAGAUGUUCGAGAACAAUCGGGUAAAGUUCUACAUGCAGACAGAGGUGUCAGAGCUACGGGCCCAGGAGGGAAAGCUGAAGGAGGUCGUGUUGAAGAGCAGCAAGGUCCUGCGGGCUGAUGUCUGUGUGGUGGGCAUUGGUGCGGUGCCCGCUACAGGCUUCCUGAGGCAGAGUGGCAUUAGUCUGGAUUCCCGAGGCUUCAUUCCUGUCAACAAGAUGAUGCAGACCAAUGUUCCUGGCGUGUUUGCUGCUGGUGAUGCUGUCACCUUUCCCCUUGCCUGGAGGAACAACCGGAAAGUGAACAUCCCACACUGGCAGAUGGCUCAUGUGCAGGGGCGCGUGGCAGCCCAGAACAUGCUGGCGCAGGAGGCGGAGAUCAGCACGGUGCCCUACUUGUGGACUGCCAUGUUCGGGAAGAGCCUGCGCUAUGCAGGCUACGGAGAAGGCUUUGACGACGUCAUCAUCCAGGGGGAUCUGGAAGAGCUGAAGUUUGUGGCUUUUUACACCAAAGGUGACGAAGUGAUUGCCGUGGCCAGCAUGAACUACGAUCCCAUCGUAUCCAAGGUGGCCGAGGUGCUCGCCUCAGGCCGUGCCAUCCGGAAGCGGGAGGUGGAGACUGGUGACAUGUCUUGGCUCACUGGGAAAGGAUCCUAAGCUCCUGUACAGUGGACUUGGGAAGGCACUCUGGAGCACCAGGGUCAGAAGCCAAGCCUGGGGGACAGGUGCCAAUCUCCAACUUCCCAGGAUCCCCCAGGGUAGAAUCUGAGCCCUCCCAAUGCUUGUCUUUAACUGCCUGGCUUCCCCCACCCCCACCCCAAGAGGUUGCUGAUGUCUUGAGAAGAUGCUGAUCCCCCAAGGCCUCAGCUGCCAUUGACAGCUGGUACUGCAAAAAGAAUAGGCUCUGCCUCUUCUCCCUCUUCUGGUCCCCAGGAGGUCCCUAUGACUUGCUAGAGAUUAUCUUAAAAUUAAAAUGCACACAUUUGAAGAUCGGUGUGACUCCCCGUGUAAUUGGGCCAAUACUCAAGAGGGAAAAGGAAAAUU